This is a messenger RNA of Monosiga brevicollis MX1, 372 nucleotides long. RefSeq lists its product as uncharacterized. Gene Ontology annotation, cellular component: catalytic step 2 spliceosome; U2 snRNP; U1 snRNP. The transcript has a single exon. NCBI's taxonomy places the organism in Eukaryota, Choanoflagellata, Craspedida, Salpingoecidae. The record is from RefSeq and is a predicted model, not a curated record. Gene Ontology annotation, biological process: spliceosomal snRNP assembly; RNA splicing. The coding region runs from base 1 to 372 and encodes 123 amino acids. Gene Ontology annotation, molecular function: RNA binding.
AUGUGCUCACUGCUUUGCAGGGCUACGGAAGUUGCUCGCGGCGAAAUGCCUCAGGAAGAGCUUGAGAAGAUUGAGCAGCAAGAGUUUGAGUCGGGUCCCAUGUCCGUCCUCACACAGAGCGUGAAGAGCAACACACAAGUGCUCAUCUUCUGCCGCAACAACAAGAAGCUGCUGGCGCGUGUCAAGGCCUUUGAUCGCCACUGCAACAUGGUCCUCGAACAGGUCAAGGAGAUGUGGACCGAGACCCCCAAGGCUGGCAAGGGCCAGAAGAAGAAAAAGCCCAUCAACAAGGACCGUUUUAUCAGCAAGAUGUUCUUGCGCGGUGAUACCGUUAUUCUCGUCCUCCGCAACCCCAUGGCAGCUGAAGAGUGA